CUAGCAGGUAACUUUCACAUUUUUAGAUGAUAUAUAAAAGGGAAUCACAAUUUGAUUCCUAACUUCAUUCACUUUAUUAAAGUUUAACCAUCAACAUCAUUUGUUUAUUGAUAAAAGGAAUAACGGAUUAAUUAAACCAUCAUCUUAAAUCAAAACUAUGUCCUUAACCAGUCGUCGAACGGGCUUAUCGCUCGCUUUCUUAGUUUUAGUUGUUCUCCAAUUGGUUCUUGUUAACUACUAUGUUACACAAGUCGAAGGAAGUCGACGAAAACUCCUUAAGAUCAAGAAACUCGCUGCUUUGGCUCUUCUCUUGAAGCAUUCCAAGAAAAAGAAGUUCGGAAUCUUACCUGUUCCAAUCCCAAUUCCUCUUCCUCUUGAAUUGGAAGCCAAAUCCUGGCCAAAACAAUCAUGGCCCGCUCCUUCAUGGCCUGCACCAUCAUGGCCAACUGUUUCAUCUUGGGAACCAUCAUGGGGAGGAGGUGAUAACUGGGGAUCCGCUUCUUCAUACUCAUCUGGUGCCUCAUAUGGAGCUGGAGCUUCAUCUUAUGGUGGUGGUGAUGAUUACUCAGCUGCUGCUGGUAGUUAUGGUGGAUCAUCAGGAUGGUAAACCAAUCACUUUCAUCUAAACUAAACAUCAACAUUCCAUUACUGCAACAACGCGACCACAAAAUUCAUCAGCAUAACAGACACAAAAGCACCAUCACCAAACCCUCGAUGAUGACUGUUUUUCAUUUUCCUCUCUUCAGCGCCUCUUUCUCUCUUUCCUCAUCAAUUGUACAAUAAUUGUCCUGUUCACCUGAUUGUAAAAAAAGUUAAAUAACUAGACUUGUUUCCACAAAAUUAAUCAAUUGUCAAGGUUAGACAUUGAAAGUUUAGAUGAUCAAGAUGUCAAAUCUUUCCCUCAUUUUGCUAGAUCAACUUAACCUUGCUGGAAUCCAAUUGAUUAUUGAAACAGUCUAAUCUAUUUAGAUUUUUAAUUUGUCCUUUGUCACCCACCUUUGUGUUUUCAUCUUCUCUCUUCUAGCCUCUCUCGUAUCAUCAUCAUCAGCAUCUUUUUUGCCAUAACUUUUUUAUCAUGUUAUUAUUUCAUUAAUAAUAUAUUUACAAAUCUAAAACAUAAAA
Tetranychus urticae (two-spotted spider mite) is the source of this 1122-nucleotide messenger RNA. RefSeq lists its product as uncharacterized. The record is from RefSeq and is a predicted model, not a curated record. NCBI's taxonomy places the organism in Eukaryota, Metazoa, Arthropoda, Arachnida, Trombidiformes, Tetranychidae.